UGGUGAUCAAUGGCCAUGAAGGUAGAGAAGGUUCUUGGCAUGGCUACCGGCGAUGGAGAGAACAGCUACGCCGCCAACUCCAGGACGCCAGUUUGUAUCCAAAUAAGCAUCACGCGUAUUACUUAAUUUCUUCCUGUAGGCUACAUGUAACACCUCUUUAUAUUAUGCAGAUGAAGGCCAUAAGGGAAAACAUGCCGUUGCUUCAAAAGGCCGUAGAACAGGUAUACACGUCGCUCAGCCCUGCGAGCGUGAUGGUCAUCGCCGAUCUCGGCUGCUCAUCGGGUCCAAACGCUCUACUCAUCGUCGCCGAGGUUCUCGGCAUGAUCUCUGACUGCAAUCAGAAAACAAAUGAAAAACGUGACAUGGAGCUGCAGUUCUUCCUGAAUGACUUGCCGAGCAACGACUUCAACCUCGUCUUCCAGUCGCUUGAUCAGUUCCACAAUGUCACUAGGAAAGAAGAGGGCAAUGAGGCAGCGGCGGCACCGUACUUCAUCGUCGGGGUGCCGGGGUCAUUUUACACGAGGCUUUUCCCUAAACAGAGCGUCCAUCUUUUCCACUCCUCCUAUAGCCUCCAUUGGCUCUCUAAGGUGCCCGAGGAACUCUCGAGUGGUAACUAUCUAAAUGAAGGGAACAUUCAUAUUGGAAAGACUACUCCACCUUUAGUAGCAAAUGUAUUUAGGGAACAAUUCCAGAUUGACUUUGAGUUAUUCCUUCAACUGCGCUCAAAGGAACUUAUGACUGGUGGGCGAAUGUUGCUCACGUUUCUUGGCCGAAAGAGUGAAGAGAUGUUGAUGCAUGGAGAAAUUGGCAUCAUGUGGGAAUUGCUUUCUGAAUCUCUCCAAUCACUCGUCUUGAAGGGACGUGUGGAGAAGGAGAAACUAGACUCAUUCAACCUGCCACUCUAUGCCCCAUCAAUGGAGGAGGUGAAGGUAGUGAUCAACCGCAUAGGGCUUUUCCACAUUGAGCAUAUGGGACCGGUCGCAUUCAGUUGGGAUCCUCAAGAUGAUGACACAGACGACGACCAUGAGGUGCUUGACCCAGCUAACAGUGGGACAAACGUCUCCAAAUCCAUCAGGUCAGUACUGGAGCCACUCAUCGCGGGUCACUUCGGUGAGGACAUUCUUGAUGAGUUGUUUGUGGUGUAUGCCUCAGUCGUUGCAAAGUAUCUCGAGAAGAAGAACGCCAAAUGCCCCAGUGUUGUGGUCUUCCUGAAAAAAGCAUGAUGCACUAAACCUGAACUAGUCAUCUGGUUUUAAUGCUAUUAUGCAUCGCAACAUAAGUGGGACACACCUCUCUAUGUAUCCAUACAUAUAUGUAUGUAUGUAUGUACGUAUAUAUGUUUUUAUGUUAUGUGUAUGUGUAUGUAUGUACGUGUAUGAGUAAACGAGUAUGCUUGUGCUCCAGCUAUUACAAUAGGCCCCAAAUGUACUUCAACUUUGGUAUAUAGAGGCAAAUAACAACAAAAGGAGGUGAA
This is a messenger RNA of Hordeum vulgare subsp. vulgare (domesticated barley), 1474 nucleotides long. RefSeq names its product anthranilate O-methyltransferase 2-like. Lineage: Eukaryota; Viridiplantae; Streptophyta; Magnoliopsida; Poales; Poaceae. The transcript is spliced from 3 exons. Gene Ontology annotation, molecular function: S-adenosylmethionine-dependent methyltransferase activity. Gene Ontology annotation, biological process: methylation. The record is from RefSeq and is a predicted model, not a curated record. The coding region runs from base 165 to 1223 and encodes 352 amino acids.